CAGUAUUUUUGUCAAAUUUUUAAUAGUGGCGUCAACAACAACUGUCAAAAAUUAUAACCGAAUAUUAGAAUUAUUUAUUCACCAAAUUAAAAUAUUACUUUCUAAAAUAUGGCAUGGAUUCUUGUAUUAUUCUUUCAAUGAUUUUGAAAUGCAGAAAAGCUUGAGUUUGGAAAAGGUAAAUGGUACAGAAGUGGUUAUAUCAAAUGCAAGGAAACCAAAUUUAUUCCAUCAAUCUUACGGUAGCCUUCGAAAAAGAAAGGGAAGAGUCUGUAGUAACAUUUUUGAAGAGUACUGUAUAACAAUUAAACCUAAGCUGCACAGAAGUAAUUCCUUAUCGGAUUUGAAUACGAACAGUGAUUUCACAACAAAUUAUUUACUAAAUCGAAAAAUUAAUCCAGAUGAGAACAGAAGAGAUUUGAUUUACGGUAGUGCUGGAGACGCUACUCUGAAUUACCAUCGAAACUCAUUAGACAAACAAACUUACAUGCCUUGGAAUUCUAAAGGAAGAAAACAUAAGAAGAAAGGAAUGUCUCCGGAAACGUAUAAUUCAAAAUAUCCUUAUGAUUACAUGAACAAUAUACGGGACGUUGCCAACGAAAACAUUUCCUCCUGCGCCGAAAAUUCUAGUGUUUGCAGUACAGAUCAAGAGGGUUUCCAAAAGGCAGAGGCGUUUCCUUUCAAACAUACGCCAAGCGGUUAUCUUAAGGUCCAGUCGAAUCAAGUUGUAUUCCAAUCGUCAACAGUAGGAGUUCUACUCGCAGAUCCAACGCAAGCCAAAGUUAAAGUUAAAUUUGAAGGAAAAGCCGCCGGUGAACCAGAUGAUGACACGUCAGAAAAUUUUGAAAAUGAUAAUGAACCCGAACCCCUAUUACGAUUUGGUAAUAGAGAAAAUAUACAAGUAAGAAACGCAGAUGUUAAAACUAGAGUGAGAAAUAGCAAAUCGGUUAGUAGUAAGGAUGAAAAAGGAAAAGACUUGGCUAGCCUCGGCUACACUACAUCGGAACCAAUAGAUUGGAUGCGGGUUCAGUUACCAAAAAAACAAGACCUAUUCCAAGAGUUCUAUCGAAGAGUCCACAACUUCAUAAAUACCGACGCUGUGGUGCGUAUCGAUAAUAAUGAAUUGCGAUGUCAUCAAAUAGUUUUGCAAGUUUAUUCUUCGUUCUUCGAUGCUAAUGUCAAUAAAGAAAUCGAUUUACCAUCGUCCAAAGUAACACCGGAAGCUUUCCGUUCAAUCUACGAAUGGAUGGUUUAUAAUGGCUGCGAAAGUAAUAAGGUUCUUAAAAGGGAAAACAUAUUGGACAUUUUCUGUGCUGCACAAUAUCUGUCAAUUAAAGAUUUAGAAGACCAAUGCCGGGCGUUUAUAUUAAACGAGAAUUUAUUCUGUGAGGAUACAGCAUUCGCUUUGUUCAGGGAAGCAAAACUAAAAGGGAUGACGCCCGUUGUGGAUAUAAUGGUACCACGUGUAAUGCGAUUCUUCCUUCCGCUAGUCGCGUCUAAAGAUUUUUUGGAUCUCGAUCACGAGGAAGUCAUGAUCUUUCUCAAAUCAAACUACAUUUGCGUUACCAGCGAAAUGGAAGUCCUUAUGGCUGGAGUGCGUUGGUUACACGGCGAUUGGUCUUCGCGUCGUCAUUACGCUAUUGAAAUAAUGCGCUGUGUCCGUUUUGGUUUGAUCUCGCCGUGGCAGCUAGUUGACAUCAAGCGUAACCCUGACAAUUCGGAAAUCUUGGAGAUUGUCAACGAGCCUGAAGUACAGCAGAUGGUUGACGACGGACUUGCUUAUGUAAUCAUAAAGUAUUGGUACGGGAACAAUUCAAAGAACUAUUAUCACUGGAUCGACGUUCUCGGUCUCACAGAACCGGCCGAAAGGAAUUGGAUCGGUGAUGAAAAGAACCACGUGACGUACAAGGAUUUCCUAAAAUACCUCGAACAGUUCAUGGUCCCGAGAGACCAGAUGUAUCAACAGAUGGCGAUGAUGCAGCCACCUAGGAGGAGCGAAGAUUUACCGGGCAGUUUACGAGGCAUGGACAAUGACAAAAUGGAAAUGAGAAGGCCAAAAAUGGACUUUCCACUUCCAGCUACAUUGAAAGGGUUGGCUAAUGUCAAGGAUGAUUUUCCUACGAUGAGCGAAUUCUUCGAAAGUAGAAGAAAGAUGAAAGAAGGCAGCCAGUCUCCUUCGCCAGUACGAUCGCCACCUGUAGAUCUAGAAAUACCCGAAUUGACUGAUCGAAGGAAUGCACAAGCUGAAAAACGUCCAAGAGAAAUGAAGGCACCGGUUGGAAAUCAGCAACAAGUGCAAAUGUUUGAGCUUCCCGAGAAGGAAUCAGUUUUGAACAGCGAAUCGAGUAGUGUUACCACAGAAAGCAGUGCAACCACUAGAGAAAACUAUGGAAACGAAAAAAGACACAGUAUAGCUGCUUCGUACCUUGCCUCUGCUACUGCGGCUUUAGGAUACAAAAGAAAUUCACAAGCUCCAUCGGCUUCUCGGGGACGCACAAGUACAAACGUCACUCGCCAGGAAACGGCUCCGUCCACUGUUGCUCCAGCGGCUCCGAACAACGUGAACACCCCGCAGAUAUCACUCUUCAACCAAUCGAAAGAUUCGAUAGCCAGAAUUACUAUGAACAAAUUGUCAGCUUCAAUCCUCGGACCAGCAAACAAGAAAUACGUCGCAGAGGGAUCUCUCUUCGAUUGGGAUAGAGAAACAGUAUUGGUGUUUGGCGGGAUCGAUCCUCAUACGACAUACGGGGUUGGUAAGAACACAGGGAAAGAGAUAUACAGAUUCGAUCCUGUCUCGAACGUUUGGGACAACGUUGGAAACUUACCCGAACCGAGACAUCAUCACUCCAUUGCCUUUUUAAGAGGACGAGUCUAUCUUGUUGGAGGCGCAGACCCACGUGACGACGAUCUCCGCGGCAAGUCGGUGGUCGUCUCAACUGUAUGGAGCUUUGAGCCGGUCACCCGCGCGUGGUACAGCGAGAACGGACUCUCUACACCGAGAAAGAACUUUGGACUCAUCGUUCACAAGAUGGCGCUCUAUGCUAUAGGAGGGCAAGAUAAAAAGGGCAAGGUACUACGUUCCGUUGAGAAAUUCGAUCCAAAGUCCGGCUCGUGGAGCGAAGUAAGGCCAAUGAACGUUGCUCGCAUGGCGAUGGGCUGCUUGAAGUACAGGGACUACAUUUGGGUCGCCGGCGGCAUGACGGGCGACAAGAAGAGGCCCGUCAGUAAAAUCGUGGAGUGCUACAAUUCAAGAACCAAUGAGUGGACAGAAAUACACAAUCUCCGUUUUCCUCGAUGUUUCACAACUCUGUUUUCAAUGAAUGACAAACUGUACAUUGUCGGCGGAGCAGGGAAAAUAUCCGAAAAGGAAAAAACACCGAGUAGCGUUGGAGCCAUCGAUGCUUGGGAUUGGAAGGAGCGAGCGUGGAAACUGGAGACGGAGAUGUCGAUGCCGCGUCACGGACACGCACUCGCCUACCUCGGUACUCAGCUUAUAAUCAUAGGAGGCGUCACUACAAUAUACAUGCGAGCACUGAAUAAUGUAGAAUCUUAUUGCUGCGAACGUGGCGCUUGGAUCCGUGGGGUGGCAGCCCUACCCUCGCCACUGUCCGGUCACGGGGCAGUUACAUUGCCACCUGCUUCGCUUAUGUGAAUACACUGCCUUUACAGGCAAAUAAAAACGAUACUACCAAAUAGCACGGAAAGCAGAACUUGAAAAAAAAAGAAUUACUUAAAAUUUUAUCCUAAUCUGCCGCUUUCAAAUCAAAUUGUAUAAUUCUCAUUUCAUUAACAGCAUUUCUAAAUCAAUUUUUGGUUUCUAAUUGCAAUGUAAAUAAUUAUGUUGAAAAGAUUUAGGAUGAAUGCAUUUUUAUUUGUUUUUAAAUUUUGAUACAAUCUUGUUUGAUAUAAUGUUGUAUGUGGAAAUCUUUAAUGUUUUUUUUUUCGUUAAUUUCAUUUGUGAAUUUUAGAUUAUGAAUUUUCAAAAUCCAAGUGCUUCAUUAGUUUCAAAAAACUAAUAUUUCAUGUAAAAUUUAUAAUUAAAUUGAAUAUUUUAGUUAGUUUUGACAUUCAGAUAAAUUUGUUGUAAUUAGGCAUCUUAUUUAAAAAAAAAACAUUUUAUAUUUAUUAUCUGUUAAUAAAACGAUAUGAAAUCAAA
This is a messenger RNA of Bombyx mori (domestic silkworm), 4153 nucleotides long. RefSeq lists its product as uncharacterized. Lineage: Eukaryota; Metazoa; Arthropoda; Insecta; Lepidoptera; Bombycidae. The record is from RefSeq and is a predicted model, not a curated record. Bases 149 to 3649 code for a protein of 1166 amino acids. Gene Ontology annotation, molecular function: protein binding. The transcript is spliced from 27 exons.